Messenger RNA from Scedosporium apiospermum, 1869 nucleotides. RefSeq lists its product as uncharacterized. Gene Ontology annotation, cellular component: cytoplasm; protein phosphatase type 2A complex. The coding region runs from base 1 to 1869 and encodes 622 amino acids. The record is from RefSeq and is a predicted model, not a curated record. Gene Ontology annotation, molecular function: protein phosphatase regulator activity. The transcript is spliced from 8 exons. Gene Ontology annotation, biological process: protein dephosphorylation. Lineage: Eukaryota; Fungi; Ascomycota; Sordariomycetes; Microascales; Microascaceae.
AUGGCGGACGCGCAGAAUCCCAACGACGAGCUUUACCCCAUCGCGGUGUUGAUGGAUGAGUUGAAGCAUGACGACGUCCUGCUUCGACUCAACGCCAUCCACCGCCUCUCCACCAUCGCCCUUGCCCUCGGGCCCGAACGUACUCGCGAGGAGCUCAUUCCAUUCCUUGACGAAUCUGUCGACGAUGAGGACGAAGUCCUAGUUGCUCUGAGCGAGGAGCUCGGCGGAUUUAUCGAAUACGUUGGAGGACCUCAGUACGGCCAUGUCCUUCUGUCUCCCUUAGAAAAUCUUGCUUCUAUCGAGGAACCCGUCGUCCGAGACAAGGCCGUCGAGUCACUCAACAAGAUCUGCAAUGAUCUUUCCUCCGAACAGAUCGAGGAAUACUUCAUUCCCCUCACCAUCCGACUGUCAAAAGCCGACUGGUUCACCUCAAAGGUGUCCGGUUGCGGCCUUUACGCCGCGCCCUACAAAAAGGUCUCGCCGCCCGUCCAAGAGCAACUUCACCAGCAGUUUGGCCAUCUAGUCCACGACGAAACCCCAAUGGUCCGCCGUCAAGCCGCGACGAACCUUGCCAAGUUCGUAAAGGAGAUGCCUGCGUCUGUGGUUGUCGAAGAAAUGAUACCCUUGUUCCAACACCUUGCCCAAGACGAGCAGGAUAGCGUCCGGCUAUUGACUGUUGAAGUCCUCAUUUCCAUUGCCGAAGUCGUGCCCAAGGAGCAACAGGCGAGCCACGGCGUGUUGCUCACAUCUCUACGAAAUCUGAUAGAAGAUAAGGCUUGGCGCGUUCGGUAUAUGGUUGCAGAUAGAUUCGAGAAGAUUGCAAAGGCGGUUGAUGAGGAGGUCGUCGCCAGGGAUCUCGUCCCGGCCUUUGUGAAGCUGCUCAAGGAUAAUGAAGCGGAAGUGCGGACAGCUAUCGCGGGCCAGAUCCCUGGUUUCUGCGCCUUGGUCGAUCGUUCGGUUCUCCUCGAUACCAUUAUGGGUAGCAUCGAGGGCCUUGUUAGCGAUACCUCACAACAUGUCAGGGCCGCCCUCGGCACGCAGAUCAGCGGUUUGGCGCCGAUUCUGGGCAAGGACGCAACUAUUGAGCACCUCCUGCCCAUGUUCCUUUCCAUGCUCAAGGACGAGUUCCCCGACGUCCGGCUUCACAUCAUCUCUAAGCUUGAGUUGGUCAACCAAGUCAUCGGCAUUGACCUCCUCUCGCAAUCUCUACUCCCCGCUAUUGUGCAAUUGGCCGAGGACAAGCAAUGGCGAGUGAGACUUGCCAUCAUCGAAUAUAUUCCCUUGUUGGCAAGCCAACUCGGCGUCAACUUCUUUAACGAGAAGUUGAGCAACCUUUGCAUGAGCUGGCUGGGCGAUACCGUGUUCUCUAUUCGUGAAGCUGCUACUGUCAACCUGAGGAAGCUUACGGAGGUCUUCGGCGUGGACUGGGCAAACGAGGCUAUCAUUCCCAAGGUGAUGGCUAUGGGCAAUCACCCCAACUACCUCUAUCGCAUGACGACUUGCUUCGCGAUAUCGACCCUAUCGCCUGUUGUCACCAUGGAUGUCAUUGCUAAGUCCAUUCUGCCCAUGCUUGACAAACUCGCCGAGGACGAGAUUCCCAACAUUCGCUUCAAUGUCGCCAAGACAUACGGCACCAUCAGCGACAUCCUACGCCGCCUACCCGACCAGGGUACCAUCUACAGCUUGGAGAAGGCUGGAGCGAGCUUCCAGCCCUCGCCUCGCGGUCUGGAACUCAUUCAACAACGCAUUCUGCCCAAUCUUGAAAAACUUCAAAAGGAUAACGAUGUAGAUGUCUGCUACUUUGCGGUCACGGCAGCCCAGCGUGCGACGGGCCAGGGAGAGGGGGAUCCGAUGAAUACGUCGCCAUAG